GUUGCUGCCACGUCUAAUCGUCACCACGUCCAACCAGAAAUAGGGCCGACUUCUGCUGAAAGAUUCAAACAUCCUGCAUCCUUUUCGAAGCAUCCGAUCAGUCUUGCGAUGGCUCGUCAGAACGAUGAAGAGAGACCUCUCCUUCAUCCAAACGGAGAUGCAGAUGUCUCAAGCCUCUACAGCAACGAAAGUCGUAAGAUUCAAUUCGAAGACGACGACGAAGAAAAUCCCAAAGCAUGGACUCGCAGAAAGAAACUCGUCAAUGUGGCAAUCAUUGCCUUGAUGGCUAUUCUCACGCCUCUGGCCAGUUCCAUGUUUACCCCUGGUAUCUCCCAGAUCGCCGAGGAUCUGAACACCAAUGAGCAAAGUGUCAUUGCUACAACGACAGGAUUUGUCAUCAUGAUGGGAUUUGGACCUCUUGUACUUGCACCGUUGUCCGAGACUUUCGGACGACGAAUGCUAUACAUCUCGUGCUAUUCAGUCUUUACCUUGCUCCAGCUGGCUUCUGGACUGAGUCCGAAUAUUGCCACUCUCGUUGCUGUGCGAACGAUAUCUGGCUUCUUUGGCAGUGUCGGCCUGGCGAAUGGAGCUGGAACACUUUCGGAUAUGUACGAACCGUCUGAGCGAGCGGGCAUCUUCGGGUGGUACUUACUCGGUCCAUUACUGGGACCUACGCUGGGCCCUCUCUUCGGAGGAGUCAUCGUCACCCGUCUUGGUUGGAGGUGGAUCUACUGGGUUCUUACCAUCGUCUGUGCACUCAACACUGCCAUCGGAUAUUUUUUCCUCUCAGAGACAUAUGCGCCCGUCCUUCUUGCUCGACGUAAGACUGCCCUUCAAGAAGACGCCAGUCGAGCCGUGAAAAUCCAUUUCGAGGAUGAAGACGAGCGGCCUCUUUGGACAAAACUUCGCGCCAGUCUGAAGAGACCAUUUGUUAUCUUCGUCCAGCCGAUUGUCUUGGUCAUGAGCCUCUACCAAGCCCUCAUAUUCGGCACCACUUACAGCAUUUACACCAACAUGCAGAACAUAUAUUCCGAGAAGCCGUAUAACUUCAACUCGGAAAAGAUUGGACUUUUGUACCUGGCACCCGGACUUGGUUUUCUGGUAUCGGUCCGGCUUUUGGUGCCUCGUAUUGACACUGUCUUCAAUCAGUUGACCAAGAAGAACGAUGGAAAAGCGAAACCAGAGUUUCGGCUACCGCUUGCCAAUAUUGGCAGUGUCCUGAUCCCUACCAGUCUUUUUGCUUUCGCGUGGCUUGUGGAGUAUCGCGUUCACUGGGCGAUCACCCUUAUUCCAACAUUCUUUUACGGUGUUGGGCAAGUGGUCUCUUUCAACGCGGUCCAAAACUAUUACAUUGACGCAUUCUCGAAGUAUGCUGCAUCGGCGAUUGCCGGAGGAUCUGUUUUCAGGAGUCUCUUGGGUGGGCUGGUGCCUUUGUUCGCUCCUAAACUCUUUGAUUCUCUUGGCUAUGGUUGGGGGAUCUCAGUGUUUGCAUUCGUGGCUGUUCUCAUCGGACCAAGUCCGAUAUUGUUCUACUAUUACGGAGAAGGCAUCCGCGAGAGAUUCCAGCUCACGUUUUGAGGAUGCGGGUGGUCGAUGGCCACUCUGGCCUUGGGCUGCUUAGGAAGCAGAUAAAAGGGGACAUGGACAUGGAUAUGUAUUAUUUUUAUUGGAUCACCAGCAUGGCUGUAGGUGUUUGUGCAACCACGCCACUUCGGCCGCUCGUCAGCGCAACGA
This is a messenger RNA of Exophiala viscosa, 1734 nucleotides long. RefSeq names its product MFS transporter. Gene Ontology annotation, molecular function: transmembrane transporter activity. Bases 109 to 1578 code for a protein of 489 amino acids. Gene Ontology annotation, biological process: transmembrane transport. The transcript is spliced from 4 exons. Lineage: Eukaryota; Fungi; Ascomycota; Eurotiomycetes; Chaetothyriales; Herpotrichiellaceae. The record is from RefSeq and is a predicted model, not a curated record.